Messenger RNA from Anisakis simplex (herring worm), 2808 nucleotides. Lineage: Eukaryota; Metazoa; Nematoda; Chromadorea; Rhabditida; Anisakidae. The record is from the annotation of a GenBank genome assembly.
AUGUCGUUCCGCGCGAUGUACUCAAUAAGAAGCUUACGAGGUGGAAGCCGCGUUUUACUGAGAACACCCCAGUUACAGCGUGCUAUUUUCACGAGAGCUGGAAAUGCUGGUGAUAAUGCAGAAGGCGGAGGAGGAUCUGAAGGCGGCGCAUCAUCACCCGGUGGCAAAGAUUCAGCCAAGGAAGCCGAGUUGGUAGAACAAGUCGAGGACAUACUCUCUUCAACUGGGUCAAUGAGUACAAUCACGGUACCCGAGAAUUGGCCUAUUGUACCUGUAAUCGCUGUUAGCCGAUAUCCACUAUUUCCUGGAUUUAUUAAAAAAGUAGAUAUUGUCAAAGAUGAAGCACUGAAAGAACUUUUAAGACGAAAAGUGAAAAUGCGUCAGCCGUACGUUGGUGUGUUCGUGAAAAAAGACGAUGACAGCAAAGCCGAGUCAGUUAUGUCACUGUCGGAUCUUUAUUCAGUGGGAUCAUUUGCACAAAUAAUUGAGAUGCGAGAUUUGGGCUCGGUUAUUGAACUAAUCUUAUCGGCGCAACGAAGGAUUCGAAUUUUGGAAUCAGUUGAUGAUAUUAGUGAUGAUUCAAACGCAGGUGCGAGUGUUGGUCGUGUGAAUGGUCGCCGUGUGGGUCAACAACGCCGUAGAUCAUCGAAGGUUAGUAAAGAGAAGGAAAAGGAGAAAGAGUCCUCACCGGGACCUGAACCAUCAAGCGAACCAACGGUUAUUCUCGCAAAAACAGAGAAUGUGAUCACCGAACCAAUUGAAAAAACGGUUGAAGUUAAGGCAACAAUGCAAGCCAUUGUACAAACAAUUCGUGAUAUCGUGCAGUACAAUGCUCUUUUUGGACAACAAAUCAAUUUGCUGCUACAUCCAUCACAUAAUGUAGUCGAUAAUCCGGUUUAUUUGUGUGAUCUUGUGGCCACUCUUGUUCAAAGUGCUGAUACAAUCGAUCUGCAAAAUAUGAUGCAGGAAAUGAAUCUGAAUCGUCGCCUUGAAAUGGCACUUGUCUUGGUGGAAAAGGAAAAGACAGUGGCUAAAUUGAAGCAUGAUAUCAAUAAAGAUGUUGAAAGAAAAGUUCAAGAGCAACAUCGUAAAUUCCUUCUGAACGAACAGUUGAAAGUAAUCAAAAAAGAGUUGGGUAUUGAAAAAGAAGACAAGGUGGCGAUAGCUGAAAAAAUGGAUGAACGCAUCAAGAAUUUGAAUGUUCCAGAAUAUGUGAUGAAAGUCAUUAAAGAAGAACAAGCGAAACUUUCGUUUCUUGAUCCACACUCGAGUGAAUUCUCAGUUGCGAGAAACUAUCUCGAUUGGUUGACGAGUAUGCCGUGGGGAAAAACCUCUGAAGAGACAUUCGAUUUGGAAUGGGCGAUGAAAGUUCUGGAAGAAGACCAUUAUGGAAUGAAGGAUGUCAAAGAUCGUAUUUUGGAAUUUAUCGCAAUUGGUAUACUCAAGAAGAAAGUCGGUGGAAAAAUUCUCUGUUUUCAUGGACCACCGGGAGUUGGUAAAACAAGUAUAGCCAAAUCAAUUGCUAGAGCUUUGAACCGAGAGUACUUCCGUUUCUCGGUUGGCGGAAUGACUGAUGUAGCUGAAAUAAAAGGGCAUCGACGUACUUACGUUGGGGCGAUGCCAGGCAAAAUGAUCCAGUGUUUGAAAAAGGUGCAAACGGAAAAUCCACUGGUGCUCAUUGAUGAAGUGGACAAAAUUGGUGGUGCUAGUUACCACGGAGAUCCGUCAUCUGCUCUACUCGAGCUUCUUGAUCCCGAACAAAACCACAACUUCAACGAUCACUUCUUGGAUGUUCCUGUCGACUUGUCCAAAGUGCUUUUUAUAUGUACAGCAAAUGUGCUAGAGACAAUACCAGGUCCGCUGAAGGAUCGUAUGGAAAUGAUUGAAGUAUCAGGCUAUGUGGCUGAAGAGAAACUGAACAUUGCAAACAGUUAUUUGGUGCCGCAGUGCCGUGCUGAUAGUUCAUUGCAAGAAUCUCAACUGCAGUUGACUUCUGAAGCUUUGAACACCAUUAUAAAGCAAUAUUGCCGAGAAUCGGGUGUGCGCAAUCUGCAAAAACAUAUUGAAAAGAUAUUCCGUAAAGCAGCAUUCAAAAUUGCCCGUGCCAAAGAUUCACCACCUGAACAAAUUGUCGUUGACAACUCCAAUUUAGAGCAGUUUGUUGGUCGACCAAAAUUCACCAGCGAUCGUCUGUAUGAUGUUACUCCAACCGGUGUUAUUAUGGGUCUUGCUUGGACAGCUAUGGGUGGUUCAGCGCUGUACAUUGAAGCGACACUUCGUCGUCGAUUGGAAACCACGAUCAGGAAGAAGAAGGACGAAAACUCAGGACCCCAACCAGAUGGUACUCUUGAGGCGACGGGUCAUUUGGGGGAUGUUAUGAAAGAGAGUAUGAGAACUGCUUAUACAGUGGCGAGAAAUCUGUUAAGCAGACGUUUUCCGGAGAAUGAUUUCCUUGAGAAGGCGCAUGUGCACGUGCAUGUGCCUGAGGGUGCUACUCCAAAAGAUGGACCAUCAGCUGGCUGUACGAUCACUUCAGCUCUCUUGUCGCUGGCAACCAAUCGACCUGCAAGGCAAAAUUUAGCGAUGACCGGUGAAAUUUCGUUGACUGGACGUAUUUUGCCCGUUGGAGGAAUUAAAGAAAAAAUCAUCGCAGCGAAAAGAGCCGGUGUUAAUUGCAUUAUAUUACCUGAGGAAAACAGGAAGGAUUUCGCGGAUUUAGCAGAUUUCAUUCGUCAAAAUGUAGAAGUGCACUUUGUUUCGCAUUACGACGAAGUGUUUGAUAUAGUGUUUGCAGAUUCGUCGAACUAA